This is a messenger RNA of Podarcis lilfordi (Lilford's wall lizard), 15426 nucleotides long. NCBI's taxonomy places the organism in Eukaryota, Metazoa, Chordata, Lepidosauria, Squamata, Lacertidae. The record is from the annotation of a GenBank genome assembly.
GCCCAAGAGGCUCAAUGGUUUGGACCACAGUGCCAUUUGCGUCACUUUUUCCAUAGGAAGAACCCCUAUACCAAGUCAGAUCAUUGACGCAUCUAGCUCAAUAUUGUCGACACUGGUUGGCAGGGUAUCUCUAGAAAUGUAUCUUGUCCGGACAGGCCAAGGUUUGGGUGUGUGGCUUUCAGCAGUGGGAGGAAAAGAGCACAGGUGAGGCAGAAGGACUUAGUCUUAGAGGCUGGAAAAUUAGGCAUCUGACUUUCAGCCCUAAGGGGGAUUCUCUGCAUAUCAAUAUUCCUCUAGUCAUGCAACCCGCAUCAAUCUGUCUCGUGACCAAAACAUCAGAAGUGAGCUAGGGACACCUUCAGAACGGCCAACUCCCGUCCAAAUGUCUUGGGUGGUUGAGGCAUGGAAGCUGCAGGAGCCCCCUGUGUGCUAAUCCUUUUUUAUUUGCAGAUGUUUCGGUCUUCCCAAUCCCUUGUGGCCCUGCAAGAGUAUCCAGUGAAGAGACUGCAAGCUGCCAAGCCAAGCCCAACUGUUCGGAGUGAAUCUCUGGCCUUGUGCACCACACGCCUCUGACGCAAGCUUUUGCAAAAACAAACAACCGCUUCGAUUGAUAAAGAGCCCGAUCAAUUGUUUUCCCUUCCUGAGCAAUUUGUGGUGGGUGUGCUUCUGUUCGUUUGGGCCGCUGGCAGCUAACGAGAGGCGGCUUAGUCUGUGUUUACAGUCAAGAAAGGCGAGCGGCUGGCAGGCAAGGCCCAAGUGGUGUGGCAUUUACAGUCAAUACUCGCAGGAGGCAGAAAGGAGAGAUAAGGAGCAGAGGCCUUGCACGGCAACGCCAAAGCGUGUAAAACCAAGGGCUCUGUUGCAGAGGGGGGGGGGUGGAAGAUGAUUUAUUUUGCAAACGAUAUGGGCAAGAGAGCUUGACUGAGCAAGGAAGUGUCUUGUGGCAGUCAGCAAUGGCUGAGAAAGUGCGCUGCUUUUUCAUAAAAGAUUAGCCUUUUCUGAAACUCUUAAGUCUGCACAUGUUAAGAUUGUUUGCAUUUUUAAAAAUGGAAACAAUCGAACCCGUUUUCUUUUUGGAGGGGGUCGGACUGGGAAUGUCCUUAAGUGCUAAGCUGCGCAUGGGUGCUGUAAUGCGGGACAAAAAGAAGAUUUGCUUUCCUUCUCCAUAUGCAGGAAAAACAAGGUUCCUAAUGAAAUAGAAAAAGCGCAUGUGAAACCCCGGGAUUGUUGUCCCGCGUCAGUGUCAAGAAAACCCUGCAGGCACAAAGGAAUUUCCUUGGAGAUCCGCUGAAGACAAGUCCUUGCCAUGAAACCCCUCGCAGAAGAAGCUGUAGAACAAUACCUUCAGAAUAAGGUAAGGGACAUGGGUCGGAAUUCUGUUUUCAUGUUUAUGAGGUAGAACCAGUGUGUUUUUUUCAGCGGGGGGGGGGGGCGUUGCGCAGGGGUACACACCCCCCUCAACAUUUUAUGAAUCUAGGUUUGGCCUCAUUGAGGGGCAGUAUUUCAAUAUGAGUAGGAAAAGGAGAGGACCCCUAAACAUUUUUUAAUAGGAAAAAUGAGCACUGGGUAGAACUCUCCAGGUAAAGUACCAACUGAAUGAAAUUUUGGGAAGGAUCAACAAAAUCUAACCCGGGAAUGCCUCCUGCUCUGAAGCACCCAAUCUUGGAUCCACAGUAAACCAUUAUGAACAAAUGCAAGAGGAUCCGUGGUAGUUUUCAGUCUGUCUGCUGGAGCCAAAUAGGGCAGGUGCUCUCUAUGGAGAGAUACGAAUGGCUAGAGUAAUUUGGCAGGGGGCGGGGGGGGGUGUUCCUUCAAAUUCUCUUAACCGUAGGAAGCCUUUCUUCAUUAACUUGUCUGCAGAGGCAGGAUCUUAACGCAGAAAAAUGCAGAGUGAAAAGGGUUCAGCCCCUUCCAGAAGCACUGCAGAUCCAAGACGCCUUCUGUCCACAGCUGCACUUACUUUUUCAAAACACGUGGGAAAUAUUGUGCUGUCGUGUCUAAUUUGGCCCUGAUUUUCUCAGUAGCUACUCAAACUGGGCAUUAACAGAAGGACGCUUUGGGCUUGCCCAUGUUUGGGCAUUAAGUAGCUGUUAAUCCACUUUGCCCCAUCAAAUUAGACACUCUACAUCCACACGUAUUUGAAUCUGUAUAUGAGAAGCAGCUUCAUUCUUCCUCGUGUUUUCGUUUGUGUUUUCCCCCACCUUCUGAUUUCUUGAUUUCUUGAUGCACACCUCGUUCUUCUUGUUUUUUAUAUAGUCGCACAAGAAAUCUAAUUGACUUUGACCCUGCCCAUGAUAUAAUUAAGUAUAGUCAACACAAUGUAAUAAGGGAUUUUCAACAAACAAAACUUCGCCCCAGUGAGAAGACACCUCUUGAGAAGGAAGGAACACUGCUCUUGUUGGGUUUUUUACAAAAAUCCCCACCCUGAAUUGGAGGGCAGCAGGCAACUAGAGUAUAUUAAAAACAGGUCUGAAAAGCACAGAUUCUCAUACAGUUCAUAGAUGCCAGAAAUUUGACAUAUAGGGCAAUAAAGAUGAGUUCUGAAGCAUCUUAAUGCCUAAAAAUUGUAAAUUUUAUGAUGUGAACUGUCGUGAGAUCUACAGAUGACGGGUGGUAUAUAAAUUCAAAAUAAUAAUAAUAAUAAUAAUAAUUUCAUUGCAGCUGACACUUUCAUGGGCAAAAGUCUGCUUUGCCAGGUGCAUGAAGCGUAAUCUAAGUGUAUAAACCUUGAGGGGAAAAGGGGGGGGAUCAAUUUUUUGUUUCGUUUUUACAAAAGGCCAAGCAAUUCAAGUGAUAGUUUUAGAUGCUUCACAAUACAAUGAAGAACACAAAUGAAUUCAAAGAUCCAGCCGAGUAAAUGUAAGAUCCAGUAAAUUUGGGUGUAAGUACUCAUAAUUGAAGAUAGGAGUGCCUGGCGUGCUCUGGUCCAGGGGGUCACAAAGAGUCGGACACGACUAAACAACAACUCAGAAUUAAGCAUAGGAAGCUCUGCCGUGUAAAUAAUACCUAAAGGGGGACAACCCUUUAGAUAUUUCCCCAACCCAAAAGAUUUGGGGAGGGGAGGGAAGUUCCGUUCUAAAAACAGAAUCCUUCCACUAGCAGAACUACUGAACUGGACAGUGCCCUCCGAACUGGAAUUCCCAUGCCAUUUGCAUGCAGACUCACAUACAUGUGUACAUGCGCACACAGCAAGGUUCACCUGAAUAAUAUGCCUUCCAGAAGGUCUGUGUUUCAGUAGCUUUGUUUGGUUAAGCUGUGGACUAGAUGCCCCUUGGGGGUCUCUUCCGGCAGUCGUGGAGGAAGGGGCUUUGGUACCUGGGGGCGUCCCAAUGGAGUGGCGCCCGCCCGAGCGAUCACCCCAAGGGGGAGGCGCCUGACCACAGCGACGUCAACACCCCCCCCCCGGGCUGGCACCCAAAGCAGACUGCCCUCCCCAUCCCCUUCCUCCACCACCCCCUUCCGGGUCUACAAUUCUCUGAUUCUAUAUAGUCUGGGGUCCGAAACAAUAUAGUAAGAAUGUUGGGUUUUGUCUGCAGGUGGACCUGAGGCACCGAGCAGUGGCCAAAACCGUGGAUGAAGUGCAAAAAAUCAUACAACGGCUUACCAAUGAAAUUAGCAACAAGGAUUCUCGUUUCCAGGCAAUUUCUAACUCUGGGAUUCAUAACGAAAACAUGAAGGUAAGCGUGCAUGGGGUCUUUGGCUUUAACCAGGCCUUCUCAGUUGUGGCGCCCGCCCUGUGGAACGCCCUCCCAUCAGAUGCCAAGGAAAUAAACAACUAUCUGACUUUUAGAAGACAUCUGAAGGCAGCACUGUUUAGGGAAGUUUUUAAUGACUGUUGUUUUAAUGUGGUUUUUUUCAUAUUUUGUUGGAAGCCACCCAGAGUGGUUGGGGAAACCCAGCCAAAUGAGUGGGGUAUAAAUAUAUUAUUAUUAUUAUUAUUAUUAUUAUUAUUAUUAUUAUUAUGUGCACUGAGUCCACGAGCGAUUCUGGACCCUCCUCCUCAUGGGAGCACCGUCUGUCCAUUAUAGACUGCAGGAUUAAAGCUACACCUGGUGCCUCCGGCUUCUUGCUCUGAACUACAGUUCUGCGACCUUUAAAGGACAGUGGAAGGUCUGGGUUGUGUGGGAAGCAGCUUGUGGGCAACCAGGAGUCGUGGAAUGAAGGCGUAAUUCAGAACCAAAGGGCAAACCAGAAGGCAGGAUUUGAGGAGCAAACCAGAAGCCAGGACUGAUGCACAACCAAAAGAUGCAGGAAGAGGCUGGAACUCAGGAUGAUUUCAUUGUUUCCGGUUCAUAUCCUCAAUACCCCUGAAUGGGCUUCUAUUACCACUCGUAUUCAGCCUUCAGUUACAAUCAGAGCCAUACUUCCUUGCAAUUAUUAAAAAUGGAGCUGGAUCUCCGCAGACCUUUUUAACCUUAUUAGAAUGACAUUACUUAGAUCGUUCUAAAACGUCACAGGGCAGACUGGUAAAUUUCAAACGUUCCUCACCUUGUUUUCCCUGUCAAAUUCAGUUUCCCUGCUGCCAGUUCCUGGUCGCUCUGCAGCGCCCUCUGGUGUCACCUUUCAAUGACGCAUUAUUAACGUUACAAGCAAAACGUAACAUGCCCAUCUAUCUACGUUAGGAAAAUCAUUCCUUAACCCUUCCUUAAUGUCAUAACCCAUGAGCGUAGAUCUGCCCUGGGUGUACCAUAAUGCCAGUGGAAAUUGAUUGAAGAGAAGGAUGGUACCACUGGUGAUACACGGUUGCCUUUGGCCAUAGAGAUGUUCUACUGUGUACCAGAGAAAGUAUGAGCUUCUGAAAAGAGUGAAGGAGAUAGACUACAGGUGAUGGUAACUGAGGUCUGAGGCUGCAGUCCUUCUUAGCUGGGUGUGUGAAUUCAGUAAGAUGGAGCAGAUAAGGUCAGCAGGAGCAGAUAUGGUCAGGAGUCUGCUGCUCACAACAGAUGCUGUCUGGUAGCCUCCUUGCAUGUUGGUUAUUUGCUGCCCAGACCCUUCCAGGUCUCGCUAUUUCAGAGGCUGUAAUCAAAUACGACCUCCCCCAUCUCCCAUGUCCAGAUGCUGUGGACUGCACAAAAACAUCAGUGUUUUGUCAGUUUCUGCCACUGCGUAGCAAUGAUGCGAUUAUAGGCUGGUCAUUUUCUUCUAAGAGAUGUUGUGGGGCAUGGCAAGCUUUUGUGCAAGGUAGGGAGAUGUGGAGAGGGUGGUCUUCAACAUUCCUUCUACCUUGGCAAUUCCAUGAUUUGAUAAAGGUUCUCAUUCUAUUUAGUAAGUAAAACCCCUAAAACAUCAACCCUUUGUAAAGGAAGUUUUUUAAUAACUCUUGCAAGCAUCCGGAGAAAGGCACAGUUUCAUAUUUAAUGGUUGGAAGGCAGGCCGCAGGGAGCAAAUGUUUCAUUUCUGCAAAUCAGCAACGGUUCUUGUCAACUGACUAAAUAGCUACAGCUGAAGAGCUAAACUUUUUUUGAGAGAAGCUUGCCUUCGUAUCUUUUUUAACUUAAUGUAUUUGAAUCCCACUUUCCUCCCAAAGAGCUCAAAGCGGUGUACAUAGUUCUUACCAUUAGUAACCUUAGGUAAAGGUAAAGGGACCCCUGACCAUUAGGUCCAGUUGUGGAUGACUCUGGAGUUGUGGCGCUCAUCUCGCUUUAUUGGCCAAGGGAGCCGGCGUACAGCUUCCGGGUCAUGUGGCCAGCAUGACUAAGCCGCUUCUGGCGAACCAGAGCAGCGCACGGAAACGCCGUUUACCUUCCUGCCGGAACAGUACCUAUUUAUCUACUUGCACUUUGGCAUGCUUUCGAACUGCUGGGUUGGCAGGAGCAGGGACUGAGCAGUGGGAGCUCACCCCGUUGCGGGGAUUCGAACCGCCGACCUUCUGAUCAGGAAGUCCUAGGCUCUGGUUUAACCCACGUCCCUUAGUAACCUUACAGCUAAGUUAACUCCAGGUGAAUGCUUAGAGGGAGGGUGCAGCAAAUGGUGAUAUCCAGGUAACACUUUAAUUUACAUGCAUCCGUGAGAAGGGGCUGAACCUGCAGACUCGGAAUGGUGGGGGUUCUGAACAGAGGGCUUAUUUAGACAUCAGGCAGGCUGGUUCAGACUACUGAAACACUAGCAACAUGUGAGUACCGAUGAUCAUCAUUCCCAGCCCCAGGGAUCAAUAUGGGUAGCAGAAAAUCCCAGGGACCAUAGUUCCCCUUUGAAGUGCCCUUUCUACAUUCCUGGCUUGGGGCGAGGUUAGUUUGACAUUAACCAGCAGCCUUAGAGGUCCCUUGCAGGGUCGCCCUUGAGAUGACUGAUGGAAAUUGGGAAACCCAUCAGGUCUAGGUGGCAAGCUGUGGGGCGGGGGGAGAGGGAACGAAAUGUCCCAACAAGUCUCCAGACCUUGUGGCAAGGUGAGGGGGGAGCCAACAAAUGGUGGCACCAUUUCUCCCUUCUCCCUCACUUUUUCCUCACUUCAGUUCUUGGAGGUUGAUACCCGUUUUCAGAAAUGGCACUUGCAGCAAAGGGACACCGCAUUUUAGUAGACUGGAGAAGGUUGUGAGGCUGCCACCACAAGCUGUUUUUCAGCAUUGCAAAGCCUGCGGAGAUGACUGCAGUUCCUGCUCUCUCGCUCUCUCUGCCCUGGGUCCCCCACUCACCUCUCUUGCAGGCAGAUAAGGUAGAAAGAGACUGAACUGACAGAGCAAGCAAAGACCACACAAGGGAAGAAAGUAGCUCAUUGCCGUGUUUUGAAGAAGUUCCAUCUCCAGGCUGCAAAGCUGGCAUCUCUUUGGAUUUCACCCUACCUAGUGAUUUGCAUUAACACCAGCUGCGUUUUUAGUUAGCCAACUAACCGCCUUUUACUGCCUCUGUUCUGUCUACUUCUUUCCUUGCUGCCUCUCAGGAUCAGCCAGCCUUACUGGCCAAGUGGUCAGCUCUGCUUCAGGGGAAGAGCCCCUUCCACCCGUCUAUCCAGGUACAAACACCUUGCAUAGGUUCCCUCCAGGUCCCCUCAUGUCUGCUUCCUCCCUUGAUCACCACCACUCUCACUCCACCAACUACCCUAACUCACCUCUUCCCUAGCCAAGCCCUCCCAAAAUGUAUGAAAGCACAAAGUCAUGCUUUUAAUUCACCUGCUGCCUGAGAAGUCUCACCUGAAGAAGGGGGCUUCACAUUUUGCUUGACGUAUUCUAGUCCCUGGGCUUUACGUACCACGGAAUUUGUCAUCCCCACUAAAGCCACGUGGGACUUCUUUGCAAUGGCACAUGAACAAUAAAUUCCAUCUGUACUUAUGCCUUGUAAUUCCUUUCUGAGGAAUCCCAUCCUUGUUUUAUUCAGACCUCUGCUGUUGUUUAAAAUGGCCACUUUGCUUGCUUUUCAGUGUCCCUCCCUUUUCACUGUGCUCAAACUUCCCCAAGGAUGUUAAGCCCUCAAAUAUUCCAUAGUACUUUACUCAAACACCUGCUGUUGUUUCAAACCACCAUUUCUGUUAUGUACUGAAGUUCUCACCCUGGGCCAGAAGGGGGAUACUGUAGAUAGUUUUCACUCAGAUCCACAUAUGCAAAUAAGGGAUUGAAAGUGACUUUCAGUGAUUGGAUAGUUACAGAAAGUGGUUACUGUUGUGUUGUAGUGGAGCUCUAUAUAAGCAGGCUGGCUGAACCCUUCAGCUCAGUUCUGUUCUGGCCUGUGAAUAAGCAAGAGCUGUUUGAAGAAUCGCUGUGUCGUCUGAUAUGUUCACCCACAACUUAACAAUUUCCCUCUCAGUUCACUCAAUCCCUGCUUUAAUUAAAACUCUUCUGUUGUUUUCAACUGCCUCUUUUCCCCUCUCAGUCUUGCCUGCUCCUCACUCCUCUGCCGGGGCCAUUGCUGUUGUGCAACCUGCCUUCACUUUUGCUUCCCUAUCCCAACCUGACUUCAUGCAAAUCCAGGAUAGUGAUACGGCACUGCCAAUCUUCCAAUGAGGAUUGCUUGAUGGCAUUCUUACAUUAUUAUUAUAUAGAGAGAUAGAUCAUUUCCUCACUGUUAGCAGAUGUAGUGAAGUAACCAAGGCUCCAGUACUUAACAUAUAUACUUCUGAGUAAGCAUGCGUAGGGUUGCCUUCAGCCGUGAAUCAGGAAGCCUUGAAUUCAGAUCUGACCCAUGGAAGUGUGGACAAGCCCAAUGUCUGUUCUAGUUUCCUGGCCAUCCUAGCCAUUUCCUGUUCCAACCUUUCUGAAUCUGUCUAGGUCUUAACACCCGGCCAGUUCCUCAUCACCGUCCCCUUGCUUGGCCUGUCUGGGUACAAAGAAGGCCAAGUACGGCAUUGGCGCUACUACACGACGCAUGGAGCCAAGCUCCUGUCCCCUGUCAGGGACCCAGAGGAGCUGCAGCAGUGGUUGGAAGUGGAGCAGUUCUCCAAGAGCCUUCAGCAGUGGCACGAGGCAGAUGUGAACAUCGAGGGCGACCUUGUGCCUGCCAAGAUCCUGGCUGUCUUCCGAGAACUUGUGGAGAAAGCGAUCGCAUCUCACAAUCUCACAGGUGAGUUCACUGGGGCAGGUGCGAGAGGAAGUGGCUCAGGGUAGCCCUUUCCCACAAUCAACCACAGGCACUCAUGGCCUCUCCAAACCUCAAACAGAUAUUUCUGCCGGGUCUACACACACACACACACACACACCCCAGCAGAGUGGUCCUGGCCCUCAUGACAGACCAUACCACAAAUCAUCAUCAUCACCACCAUCAUCAUCUGCAUUGUGACUUGCAGCGAUUUCUAAUGAUCAUAGUUUAGAUCAUACUUAUUGUAAUUAAGAGUGAAUUUCUGUUUAAUUAUUUGCUGAUGUUUUCAGAGUUAAUUUUAUUGCGUAUUAUUAUAUUCUAAUAGAUUGUUGACUAUUAAUUUCUUUUAUAUAAGCCAUUCUGUUUAAAAGUUAUAUUUUGUUAUGCCUUUCUGUAUUGGACCAGAUUAUUGUAAGGGGCGUGUUCUUGAUUGUUUAUUUUGUUGCUGUAAACCCCCUUGUGCAAGUAAAUAUAAAAAGGCGGUAUACAAAUUAAAAGUGAAAUGAAAUUGAACUGCCUUUGUGACUAUAGAUACAGACUGGCAGAAGCAUACUGUCAUAAGGGAUUUUUUUUUGGGGGGGUGCCCCUAAACCCAAGAAAUUAAUGAAUGUCAGAAUCCAGCUAAUAUUGGGCAUAGGAAGAGGAAAUGCCAGCUGCAGAAUUGUGCCAGGCGAGGAAUCAGCUGCAGUCCGGUUUCUGCUGACAAAUCCCCUUUGGAUGCCCUUUCCCCCAGAGCGAGUCAGCAUUCUGGAAGGCUUCAGCCCGGUGGUCCAUGUUGCCGUGGAGACAUCCGACGUCCAGGUGGAGGUUGAGCUGGUUCCAACGAUUGAGAUCCCAACUUGUUGGCCUCGGAAAAUCAAGUGGCCCCGAUGUUUCAAGCGCUGGCCUAGCCAGGAGAAAGUGCAAUGCGUCAAGGUACCAGGCCAGGAUGCGACCGUGGUUUUAGCCCCAAGCUGAUCUUGCAAAGAGGGGCAUGUGGAGGGGUAAGAGAGCAGGAUAUAGGCCAGGGGUGUUCCCAGAGUGCGGUGCGCCACACGGGUGUGACAGGAGAGGAUGUAUUUCUUAUCACUAAAAUAGUCGGUGUGGCACGGGCCAAUUUUUAUUCUGAAAGUGUGGCCCACAAUAAAAUAAAAUAAAUGAGAACCAAAGAUUUAGGCCAUAAUGAUUUGAACAGUUAAAACUAAUAUUCUGCUCCGGGGUUCAGAAGUAAUACUGCCCCAGCCGUGGAGACGGAGCGUAGUCACUAUGGCCAGUAGCCUUCGAUAGCCCCCUCCUUCGUGAAAUAUAUCUAGGUUGGCAGACGCUCCAAGGGUCCCUAUUUUCCAGGGCCAUCCUGGAUUUAGAGAAGCCGUCCUGGUUUCUGAUUUGAUCCCGGAAUGUCCCGCUUUUCCUUAGGAUGUCCCUAUUUUCAUCGGAGAAAUGUUGGAGGGUAUGGAGUUAUCCAGCCCGCAGGGUGUCUGAAGGUAAUCCUGUAUAGGGAAGGGUUUUUUAAAAAUAAAAAUAAAAACAAUGUUUUCUUAUGUUUUUAUAUAUGUUGGAAGCUGCCCAGAGUGGCUGGGGCAACACAACAAGAUGUGUGGGGUAUAAACAGUAAAAUCAUCGUUCUGGAAUGGGACGUCCCUAUUUUCAUCGGGGAAAUGUUGGAGGGUAUGGGUUGGUGGCCAUCGCUACUAUGGAGUGAGUUCCAUAGUUUAACUAUGCGCUGUGUGAAGAAGUGUUUUCUCUUAUCUGUCCCGAACCUUUGAACUUCCCACUUCAUUGGAUGCCCACAAGCUCUCAUGUUAAGAUGGGGGGACGGACUUUUCUCUGUUCUCUUUCUGUGUGCCAUGCCUGGAGACAGGAGUCUGGUGCCAACUAGCAGUGGAAACUUGCAGCACAUCCCUGUAAGCAAGGGAAGACAAACAGGAGUCAUUUUCAAAUCCUCUGCUUACCAGGGAGAGGUGGCCAAUGUACACAACCCACAAAAGUAUGAAGAGGGCACCAUUUCUAUUUAAUGCUACUAGGUUGGGGGAAGACUGUAACUUCCAGAUCCCUCUUGACCAAUUGCUUUUAAGACCCUAUACACUAGAUCAGGGUUUCCCAAACUUGUAUCUUCAGCUGUUUUUUGGACUCCCACUCCCAUCAUCCCUAGCUGGCAGGACCAGUGGUCAGGGAUGAUGGGAAUUGUAGUCCAAAAACAGCUGGAGGCCCAAGUUUGGGAAACCCUGCUCUAGACAGUGUCUUCUCCCAUAUUUUCCCUUUCGACUACUAAAAUAUGCCUAAUGUUUUCUUAAUCUGGACCAGUUAAAAACUAUGGUGGCACGUGAAGGGCAGUUUAUGUUCUCUUCUCCGGAUAUGCAUCCAGCUUCCUCUCGCUGGAGAGUCCCCAAAGCCCAAGCCUCAACACAGCUUCUAGAUAUCCUGUUGUUGUUGUUCAUCAUCAUCAUCAUCAUCAUCAUCAUAAUUUAUUUAUACCCGGCCCUCCCCGGCCAGAGCCGGGCUCCGGGCGGCUAACACCAGUAAAAUUACAAUAAAAACGUAAUAGGGAGGAAAAUACCAAUUUAAAAUACAGGUUAAAAUGCAAUUUAAAAUGCAGCCUCAUUUUAAAAGUAGCCCAUAAAUCAAAACCAUAAGGGGAGGGAAACAUAAGGGUCAGACUGAGUCCAAACCAAAGGCCAGGCGGAACAGCUCCGUCUUGCAGGCCCUGCGGAAAGAUGUCAAGUCCCACAGGGCCCUGGUCUCUUGGGACAGAGCGUUCCACCACCUCGGGGCCAGUACUGAAAAGGCCCUGGCCCUAGCUGAGACCAGUCUAACCACCUUGCGACUUGGGACCUCCAAAGUGUUGUCAUUUGUGGGCCUUAAGGUCCUCUGCGGGGCAUACCGGGAGAGGCGGUCCCGUAGGUAGGUAUCCCUUUGAAGGCAAUGGGAUAAGCAUGGAAACGUUGCUUUUAAUUUAGCAUAUUUUAAUAUGUUUUAUUUGCAUAAUUCUGUGCCUUUCAAUCUGUUUCAGAGUAUUAGUAAGCACCCUGGACCCUUCGGAUAAGUGAUGGAUUGAAACAAUGCAAAGGCUGCUCCUAUGGAGCUGCUCAACCAAUCUCUCAGCUGGGGGUGGGGCGCCCUUUGCCUUCUCUCCCCCGUCUUUUCCUUCCCCAACUUGCUCUGCUUCUUUUCCGCAGUCUUUUGGCUUUGACCUCUUGGCCUCUUCCAACUACCACUGGUACCUGAGCUUCGCGAGAGCUGAGCACAUCCUGAUGCAGGGACUCGACGAGGACGGCGGUUGCCGCAUGAUGUGCUUCCGGGUUAUGAGGCAGAUGAAGGAAGAUGUCUGGUGUGCAGGAAACAAGCCAGUCCUCACAGCCUUCCACCUGCAGGUGUGUGCGCAGCCAGUGAGGCAUUGGGAAGGGGGGAGAGAUCUGUACCCCAAAACAAGAGGAGAUGUUUUGGAGGACUGGCUCCUUAACGCUUCUUCAUUGCCUGUGGUUUGCUAAGGGCGCAAGGCAGCUGACUCUCUCUUCUCCACACCACAGGAUCCUACUGGGUGGGGAAGGAGGUGAGGAAAAGGUUGUGUUGGAAAGAGAGAGGAAAUGGGUAGAGUCUGCCAUUUUCUGCUCUGGCUCCAUCCACCAUUGACCUCUGACAGAGUAGUCCCAACGGAAUCUGACACUUGACAGAAAAACAUAGCUGUCAACUGUCCCUUAUUUGGUGGGAAAGUCCCUUAUCCCAGCGCUGUGUCCCGCUGCUGUCCCUUAAAUUUCCCGGGUUUCAAAAGAAGCAGCUCCUCUCCCUCCCUCCCUGCCGGCCAGGGAGGAGGAAGGCUCCAACUGUGUUGCUUGGCUGCGUUGCUCACCUAAUAAGGAGUCUAAGAGCGACUGGGGGGUGGAGCUUGCAUGCCUUGUGCCAAUCAAAUUGGCCGUGUUGCCUGGGGACUUGCCUUUGCUCAGCGCUUCCCAGCGGAGAGGUGACGGUGGUUUUCCUUGCUGCAUCCCCUUUGCCGGGUUGCUGCGCUGUGGGAAUCACCGCCUGAGGCUUUGUUUGGAUGCUGGUUGACUAAAAUCCCUUAUUUUGGCUGCUGAUCCCUUAUUUUCGAGCCUGCUGGUCCCUUAUUUUCAAAUCUGUAAGUUGGCAGCUAUGCAGAAAAAGGGUUUUCCACCCUUGAUCCGGGUCAUUACUCGGACCGGAUGCCAUUAUUAAGAAGGCCGUCUAAUUCACUUGUGCUAGCAAGCCCCUAUGUUCUCUCUUCUAGAUGGGACACUUUCUGCAGACCCACACAGGGCCAAACAUUACACAAUAGGCUUGUGUGAUGGAGACACCAGCUGUGGUGUUUCUAAACGUUCUGGUAUGUUUCUAGGCUUUCAGUUAUGGAAACAACUCCAUAUAAACAUGAAGAUAUACUAUGUAGGCCAGACACUAGCACUUGCCAGAGACGUGCUAGUGAGUUGCAGGGAAAUCAUUUUUGGCCCAGAUUUUGUGUUUGUGAUAUUUGGGGGGUGGGAGAUGGUCUUGCCCAGGCUUCCUCAUCCUCGGCCCUCCAGAUGUUUUGAGACUACAAUUCCCAUCAUCCCUGACCACUGGUCCUGCUAGCUAGGGAUCAUGGGAGGUGUAGGCCAAAAACAUUUGGAGGGCUGAGCUUGAGGAAGCCUGGUCUUGCCCUUUGUUUUUCUGGCAGCCAGGCCCAAGCCAACCCCCCCGGCUGUUGUUGCCCCCCCCCCCAGUAUACUGGAAACCCCAAAUUCUCCUGGGUAUCAGGGGUUCCAACUUCAGCAACAAAGGCAGCAGGCAGAAGAAGAUGCAGCUGGCAACUUACUUUUCACGCCAGAGCAACAGUGAGCUUCACUGAGAAAGCUGUAGCAUUUCUAAACUACAGUGGCACCUUGCUUCUCAAACUUAAUCCAUUCCAGAAGUCCGUUCCAAAACCAAAGCGUUCCAAAACCAAGAUGCGCUUUCCCACAGAAAGUAAUGCAAAAUGGAUUAAUCCAUUCCAGACUUUUAAAAACAACCCCUAAAACAUCAAUUUAACAUGAAUUUUACUAUCUAACAAGACCAUUGAUCCAUAAAAUGAAAGCAAUAAACAAUGUACUGCAGUCACACAAUCAAUCAAUCAGUAGCUGAACUGGGUUCCACACACUCACAAAAGCAAAACAAAAAGAGCCGCAAAAUCAAAAACGCAAAAUAAAUAGCAAAAACAGACAGACCUCAGCGUAACACUCAAAACGGAAGUGUGGCACUCGAAAGCAUUCGCAAACCGGAACACUUACUUCCGGGUUUGCAGUGUUUGGGUUCCAAGUUGUUUGAGUACCAAGGCGUUUGAGAACCAAAGUACCACUGUAUUUACUUUUUUUAAAAAAAUUUAUUUAUUUAUUAUUAAUGUUGCAAUACAUAUAUGAAAUAUUUACAUAGUGAUACAUAUACAUUAUAUUUGUAAAUUCACAUUUUCACAUUUCAUUAUGUACCAACAUUUAUCCAUUUCUUUUUUUGCUGCUUAUUUCUUGCCUGUGUCUAUUUCUUGCCUGUGCAUGACUUAAUAAUUAAGCAUUUAUUCUUAUAUAUCUGCUUGACUUAACUUAACUUUGUACCACUGUAUUGACUUCAAGGUUGGGAGCCAUCCCAUGUAGACUGUAUCCCACCCCCCACCCCCACCCCCGUACUUCCUGUGUUGUUGAAUUCCAUCUAUUGGGCCUCAUUUGUGUCUUCUGCAGAUGGUGCUUUUCUGGACGUGCGAGAAGUACCCUCGCUCCAAGGACUGGUCCUGCUUCCGCAAAGGCUUUCUGCGGAUGGUGCGCAAGUUGCACAAAUGUGUGAGCCAGCACUUCCUGAAGCAUUACUUCAUCAAAGGCACCAACCUGCUGAAGUAUGCCAACACCAAUGACCUGGAUAUGGUAGCGGGCAAGCUGGCCGUCUUCUUGGAGAACCCUACGCUUCCUCUGGACUGAGAGAGAUGGACAAGCAGACUCCUGAACCAGGUUUUGCCCUGUUCCUUAGUUCCUCCGUGUGGUGAGUAGUGAGGAUAGAGGCAAACGGACCGGCAUCUGGGAGCAAACUCUUCUGUCUUCUGCCUCUCCGUGAUUAGUUUGCUUAAGUCUCACCUUUUGGAUCUGGAGCCAGCCAGCCGCUUUCGCAGAAACUCAGCCUGUGGAGAGUGGAUGGGCAGAGGGCUGCCUACUUCUGCUUUGUACCUUCUCUAGGUGGGCUAAGCUGGAAAGCAGUUUGCCAUAUUUGGAUCCAGAGUUUGCUUCUCCUGGUCAGCAAAAUUGGGGUGAAGGAUAAAGGACUGUUGUGCAUUUAUCAAUGCGCUAAAAUGUUGGGGAGCAUCUUGAAAAAUCUGAUGGGGUGUGUGUGUGUCUCAGAGUCCUAGAUCUGUUGGUGAAUGAACCUUACUUGUUGGUUGCUAAAUACCUCCAUUGCUUCUUUCGGUUUUCCUUCCUUCUUGCCCCCAAAGGUUACCUUCUCUUGUUUUUAGGAAUAACCAAUGUCUGACUGCAUGGACAGCAAGAAAUAUAUAUAAACGAAAGGAGCACCAUCAUAAAUGCAGCUGGGCCAUGCAUGCCACUGGAUCCAAGUCAAAAAGUCUGCCAGUUAUGAUCUUGUCUAGAAGCUAGUGGCAUGCGUUGCUCGUUUGCGUUUGUGUUCACAAAGAGUGCAAUAUCUGCCAAAUGUAACAUGGGAUGGAGCCCUCAGGUGUGUGAAUGAGAAGACAGGCUUCCCAUGUUUGGUGCUACCUUUGUUCCUGCCAUGUUACCAGCCUUCCUGCAGUGGCAUUCAGAAGUGGUCCUGACUGCAAAGGGAUACUUAUUUUUCUGUGCAAUGUUCAGGGUUGUUUUAACCAGAGACCCCUUAAUGGUUCAAUAGAGCGCAUUCUAGAAUAAAAUGUUUUUACCUCAAUUAGUUACACUUGUGGACAGCUGGUGGCAUGAAUAAACAAUGGUCAAGGUUUUUAAAAAAUAU